Sporothrix brasiliensis 5110 is the source of this 306-nucleotide messenger RNA. RefSeq lists its product as uncharacterized. Lineage: Eukaryota; Fungi; Ascomycota; Sordariomycetes; Ophiostomatales; Ophiostomataceae. The record is from RefSeq and is a predicted model, not a curated record. The transcript has a single exon. The coding region runs from base 1 to 306 and encodes 101 amino acids.
AUGGAUGCAUCUGGUCGGCAACCGUUUCCAGCAUGGCCGCACUCUGUCUUUGGCGCCGACGACGACCGAUCAGCCGACCGAGACCAGAUGGACAUCAUGCCUGCCCGGCCGGCAUACUACAGCGCCACACCGUCGUGGACCUCGAACGGCAGUGAGGCCGACGAUCCGUUCACAAGCAACAGAGGAGACAGUUCUUCAAUGCUACCGCGACAGAAUCUGUUCCUCCACGAGUACAACCGGCUUGCAGAAAAGGUUCGCUUUGAUUCCACAGUACAGGCUGCCGUGACUGUCACGAGCAUCCGCUAA